AUGCUGCCACCUUAUGAGCUAAUGUCACUGAAUACGACAGAACAAGUGGACAUUCUUGCAAUGAUCACAAGUGAGAGCCUAGUGAAGAAUGCAAUGAUACAGCUAAAAAAAAAAGAAAACACGACAUCGCUUCUAAAUCUGCAUGUUAACAUCAAACUUAAAAAAGUGGUAAGUGAUGUGUUGAGGAGUGAUAAGAGGACAAAAAAUACUCAAAAUAAUGUGACGAAAUACAUUAAAACGUGUAAGGCUAACAUUCCACCACGUAAUUCACGGUCAGAAGCUCUGGUCAUGUCCUCGAGUGAGAAGUGGAAAAAAUGGGUAAUGCUGGCCGACAUCCAAACAAAUCACGGCCCAACACAGUCGAUAAUUCUUGCUAGUGGAGGAGAAAUGAAAAGAAUGGAAGGCGACGCGUCUCCACGAGCGCUGAUGGAUCUAACCAACCAACAACUGAGUGGCAAGCAAACAUCGGGGGGUGGGACAGUGCGGCCAGGGCGGGGUAUACAAGUUAACCUGCGGGAGCUCGCAGUCGUGCGAGCGAGUGUUGCAAACCCCUCCCCUUCGCCACUUACAGUUGAUGCACUACAUGCAAUUAUAAUGCAUUUUUACAAAACUAGGAGGGGACGAGAUACACCAUUCAAGAGGUAUCCACUAGAGUAGCGACAUGAGUAAUGCUAAGCUUUGCAGCUUCAACAUAUUACAUUUAUC
Loa loa (African eye worm) is the source of this 705-nucleotide messenger RNA. RefSeq lists its product as hypothetical. The record is from RefSeq and is a predicted model, not a curated record. The coding region runs from base 1 to 657 and encodes 218 amino acids. NCBI's taxonomy places the organism in Eukaryota, Metazoa, Nematoda, Chromadorea, Rhabditida, Onchocercidae. The transcript has 3 exons.